AUGACUGUACUGGCCCUGCAAGGCUUGCUGAAAGCACAGCGCUUCAAGUCGGAUGGUCUGGCCCGACGGGCGGCCAAGACCCUUGCCCUGCACAUGCGGUCGCGCAAGCUUGGCGAUUGGGCAGGUGCCAUUUCCGCCUUCAAGACGCUCCCCAACUUGCCCUACGGUUGGAAACCGGCGGCCAAGGCAAAGCCACCACUUUUUCCGUCAACGCUUACACCCCUACGAGCCAUUCUCGACGAUGACGGAGAUGCCCAGCCCGGGUCUAUGGUCAAUGUCAUUGGUGUUCUUAAGGACUGCCGAGCACCCGUCGCGACACACGGAUCGGACUGGAAGUGCACCCUGACCAUCUCUGACUUGUCCAUUGAAGAUGAAUCGGCCGGAGUUGAGCUCGUCAUCUUCCGCCCCGAGGCACGCAUGCCCGAAGUCGGCGCCGGAGACGUGCUUGUUGUUCUAAGCGCAAAAGUUCAGAGGUUCAAGUCCAACCCAAAGUCUCUCAUCACCAGCAAGAUCACCACCGUUUGCGUUUACAAGGCAGCAACAAUUCCCGUCUAUCCCGCUUCAGCACAGGUAGCACUCUUGCCCCCAAAACCAGGUGAAAGCCACAAGCUGUUGAAGGAGGAACACCACCAGUAUGUGUCAUACUUAUACAAUGUGAUCGACAAGUAUGACGUUCCCGACGAGGCCGAGUACCAACAAAGGGUCACAGUUUCUCUGAACGUCAAAGACAAGUUUAGUCUCUUGAAGGAUGUCACGGACGGCAACUUCUAUGACCUAAUCGGCCAAGUUGCCAAAGAUCCUUACACGGAUGAAAUGGGCCGAAUCACCCUCUACCUCAGCGACUACACCGAAAACGACUUUUUCUUCCAUUACACCUGGGAAGGGGUUAGAGACCUCGCAUCAGCAGCCAGGCCAGCCGACGCCUAUCCCGAAGACAACAACCCAGAAGCCGCCCAACAACACCCAUGGGUCGGCCCUUACGGCAAACGAACCAUCCAAAUAAGCUGCUACGACGCGCAUGCCGACUUCAUCCGCGAAGCCGGCGUUUCAGCCGGCACCUGGCUCUCGCUGCGCAACGUGCAAGUCAAGUUCGGCCGCAAUGGCGCGCACCUUGAGGGCUUUCUCAGGGAGGAGCGCAACGCGUCCGCCCGGAAAGUCAACGUUGAGAUCCUCGACAUCGUCGCGCCUGACCCCAGCGUUACCAAAGUAAAAUUCGACCCGCGCUUGAAAGAGGCCGUCCGCCGCUGGCGCGAUUACUCCCAGGAGAAAAAGACGCAGAUCCUAGCGGUCAAGGCCGCGCAGGAGGCUGGGGCUAAGCGAAAAUUUGCUAGAGCCGGCAGCAGCGAUGAAGUACUCCUCGAUGGCCAGCCCCCUGGCAAGAAGUUCAGGGCCAAGGAACGGCGCAAACUGCACCGUGCUGAGUUGGAGAAGAAGGCAGUCGAGGAGCAAGAAAAGGUUGCCCUGGGCUUGAAUGAGCUCGUCACCUGCGAAGCGCAUCCGAAGCCCGUGUCGACGCUUGCGUCUAUUCUGGAACCGGUCAUGUACGAGACAAUGGUCAAUGGCCAGCCCGUCAAGAUCCCGCUGCCGUUUACCAAUACCAAGUAUAAUGCUUGUGUCCGCGUCGUGGACUUCCACCCGUGCAACCUAGAGGAUUUUGCUUGUGGAAGGAAGUGGACUGAGUUUGAUAUAUUGUCGGACAAUGAUCACGAUGAUGACGAUGACGAAAGUGAUCAAGACAGCCUCAACUCAACCAUGGACGCUUCAGACGAUGAAGAUCAAGACAAAGGCCGAACGUGGGAAUGGCGCUUCGCCCUUCUCCUUGAGGACGCCAGCACCCCAUCAUUGCCCGCAACCGUAGCUGCGAUGGACAAAGACAAAACACGGAAAUGUGACCGUGACCCCAAAACAAGAGCCAGGCUAUGGGUGACGGUAGAUAAUACAGAAGCACAAUGUCUCACCGGUCUGGACGCCGUUAACCUCCGCCGAGACCCUCAUACUCUGGCUACGCUGCGGGAGAGGAUGUUUACUCUCUGGGGAAACCUGGAGGAGCUCAAGGCUGAUAAAGCUCGUGCAGCGGUCAAAAAGAGGGAGGAGAGAGACGAGGGCAAGGGCGAGGAUGAGGAUAUUAAUGGGAAUGGCAGGAUAACGAAAAAGCGCAAGGGAAAGAAGGCGACGACGGUGGCACAAUUGGAGAAUUUGAAGCCGCCGCUUGAGGACUCAGAUGGCGAGCAGCAGCAGCAGCAGCAGCAGCAGCAUCAGCAGAAUCAAGGGGAAGAAGAGCUUUCUAACAAACCGUUCAGUUGCUGCUUGAAGCAGUAUGGCGUUCGGGUGUCGGAGGACGAUGAUGGGCUGCCCAAGACGGAUGGAGCAGCGGGUGGGUGGGUGAGGGUGUUUGGGAUGUUUGGCACCAAGAUAUGUGUAUGAAUGGAUGAUAAGUACUUGUUGAUCUAUAUCGAUCAAGCAAGACUAUUACGCGCCACCGUUUGUCGCAAUAAGCUUUGCUGUACGACUCAACAGAAGCUCUCCAAAGUCACUCCCCACUAUGUCUGAACCCAUGACCACCGUAACCGCUUUUUUCGAAUCCAUUAUAAUAGCGACUCU
This is a messenger RNA of Neurospora tetrasperma FGSC 2508, 2601 nucleotides long. RefSeq lists its product as uncharacterized. Gene Ontology annotation, biological process: telomere capping; regulation of telomere maintenance via telomerase. Gene Ontology annotation, molecular function: G-rich strand telomeric DNA binding; telomerase inhibitor activity. The transcript has 4 exons. Lineage: Eukaryota; Fungi; Ascomycota; Sordariomycetes; Sordariales; Sordariaceae. Gene Ontology annotation, cellular component: nuclear telomere cap complex; chromosome, telomeric region. The coding region runs from base 1 to 2424 and encodes 807 amino acids. The record is from RefSeq and is a predicted model, not a curated record.